Messenger RNA from Amoebophrya sp. A120, 549 nucleotides. Lineage: Eukaryota; Dinophyceae; Syndiniales; Amoebophryaceae. The record is from the annotation of a GenBank genome assembly.
AUGAUGGCUGCAAGUUCGAAAACGCUCCAGGCAGUGGUCGGUAACCAGAAGCAGAUGGCGAAAACUGCGUCUGGAAGUGCCUACGGGGCGUUGCGUAGCAUUUCCUGCGCACUGCAGACUGGGUUCUUUCCUAGUAGUACCCAGAAACGAGCGCCAGCAGCGGUCCCAGUACCGGCGUUUGGAGGAAUGCUCGGUACGACAGGAAAAACCGAUUUUUUGCCAGUUCGCCCUGGCGCGCGACCGGGAACAAAGGUGUCGACUCCGAGUUCAUUGCAGCAGAAACAAAAUCUAUCACCACCAGCAUCCUUCCAACACCAAUUCGUCACUCGUUUCUGUUUCGGCAGCGGGGGUGCACAGCGAACUGCGAACUUCAAGCGCGUGAGGGAAGAGCAGCUUGCCAAGAUGAAACGGUUGCGCAUUCAGCAGGAGGAGUGCGUUCGGCACGCAAAGUCUGAGGGAAAGGACCCCAAGGACGCGAAGUUACAUUUUCAGAAGUCGGAGAAGAAGUGUGUCGGGAUAAAGGGCCUGAAGAAACCGAAAGGGUUCUGA